Messenger RNA from Cloeon dipterum, 1779 nucleotides. Its product is annotated as pyruvate dehydrogenase E1 component subunit alpha, mitochondrial-like. Gene Ontology annotation, molecular function: pyruvate dehydrogenase (acetyl-transferring) activity. Gene Ontology annotation, biological process: pyruvate decarboxylation to acetyl-CoA. The record is from RefSeq and is a predicted model, not a curated record. Bases 99 to 1367 code for a protein of 422 amino acids. The transcript has 8 exons. Gene Ontology annotation, cellular component: intracellular membrane-bounded organelle. Lineage: Eukaryota; Metazoa; Arthropoda; Insecta; Ephemeroptera; Baetidae.
CCACACCCCUUUAUGUUCUCUGCCAUUUUCAGCUGAUCGAUACGAGCCGAACUGUCCAAAUUUUCUCAAUUUUCUGGUGUUUCCAGCAAUAUUCCGAAAUGAUGUCCCCAACUGCGAGGUUGGUUGUAAGAAGGUUAAACCAGAGAAAUCUGGCCACUUGGUACGAAAAUAGCAAAGAUGUUGCUGCAAAAAUCGUACCAGAUUUUAUGGACAUGUCUGCGCAAGCUUUGGCUCCAUUCUUUACGUCAACGAAGAGUUUCGCCACAGAGGCUUCGUUUGAGACUAGGCCCUUUAAACUCCACAAGCUAGAAGAAGGUCCAAAGACCUCAGUAACAGUCACAAGAGAUGAGGCUCUCAAAUAUUACAAACAAAUGCUCACCAUCAGACGAAUUGAAACUGCGUCUGGAAAUCUGUACAAGGAAAAGAUCAUCAGAGGUUUCUGCCACCUCUACUCCGGACAGGAAGCCUGUGCAGUUGGCAUGAAGGCAGCAAUGAAGCCAGCCGAUGCCAUCAUUUCUGCGUACCGCAUCCACGGUUGGACGUACCUGAUGGGUGUCCCUCCGCUUGGAGUGCUAGCUGAGCUAACAGGUCGCAAGUCUGGCUGCGCCAGAGGCAAGGGCGGCUCCAUGCACAUGUACGCGCCUCACUUCUUCGGUGGAAAUGGAAUUGUGGGUGCUCAGGUGCCUCUGGGCGUCGGCGUUGCCUUUGCCAGCAAGUACAGAGGGGAUGACAACGUUUGCUUCGCCUUGUAUGGCGACGGAGCUGCUAAUCAGGGACAAAUCUUUGAAGUUUACAACAUGGCCAAGUUGUGGAAUGUUCCUUGCAUAUUUGUUUGUGAAAAUAAUGGAUACGGCAUGGGAACCAGUGCUGAAAGAGCGGCAGCGAGCACCACAUACUACACAAGAGGCGACUAUGUUCCAGGCCUCUGGGUUGAUGGGAUGGACAUUCUUGCUGUGCGGGAAGCCUCUCGGUUCGCCAUUGAAUACUGCACCUCAGGGAAGGGCCCUCUGGUGAUGGAGACCGCGACUUACCGCUACUCUGGGCACUCCAUGUCUGAUCCAGGCACCAGCUACCGCACCAGAGACGAAAUUCAAGAAGUCCGCCAGAACCGAGAUCCUAUUGCGUCAUUCAAGGAAAAGAUUAUCUCUACAGACCUCGCUUCAGCUGAUGAAUUGAAGGCCAUUGAUGCGGAGGUCAAGAAAGAGGUUGACGAGGCGACGAGAAAAGCCAAGAGUGAUUCCGAAAUUCCCAUGGAGGAGCUGCCGGCCGACAUCUACGCAGCGCCCCUUGAAGAGGAAAUCCGCAACGUUGCCCCCUGGGAGCCCCUUCGCCACAAGCGCAUUGGUUCAGCCGUAAAUUUGAAUUGAAAGAAACACAUUGGCGCCGCGUAUGCUGCUGGCUAGGAGCACAAUAACAGUGACGUUGUGUUGAUCAACUCAUCAUAUGAAUAAAACUUAACUCAAUAGGGCUGUUUAGAUAAAAACUCAAAACCGGCAGGAGCGCUUGCUAUUAAGCGUUUAAUUUUGUAUUGCGGAAUAUCUCAGUUCACUUGUUGUUUUCGUGACAUCCUUGCCGUAAAAUUAAUCGAUUUUCAAUUUUUUUGUUUGCUAAAAACGACUUUAAGUUGUGUUCGGCAACUGUUUAUAUGAUAUUCUUCAACCUGGAGGUUAAGCACUAUUGGUUGCGUCUUAUAGCAAGCAAAGCAUGCAUUUGUAACCAGUGGCUGCAGUCGGUUAAACUUUGAUUGUUAAAUAAAAUGAGAAAAUGUCGCAGACAAAA